CGGCUUCUUUUUCUUGAUUGUUGGUCGGUAGCCCAGCGACUGCUUCCUUGACAAGAUCACCGAGUCUUUUGCAUUAAUUUCUUAAUCGGCUUGAGCAGUGGAGUUCAUUCCGCUUUCUGCCUUGUACUGCACACUGCCAAGCUUCCAGGCCCAAGUUCGGUCAAUUUCACAAUGGCCCCGACUCCCACUGGCCAGAAUGUGCACGACCUGCAGCGUUUGUCAGUCGUGAGUAUCACCAAGGAGAGUGUCACCAAGGACGCCGAUGGUAGCUACGCUGGUAUCAAGACGCCUGAUGGUACCCCAGAACUGCUCGAGGACGGUGCUCUGCGUCCGGGCGGUAUGCCCAAUCUAAUGAGUCGCGACCACAUCGGUCUGAUCUUCCAGUACGCUGCUGUUGGUGUCGUCUACGGCAUGCUCCCAGAAACGGUAUAUCCUUUCAUGCAGCAGUACCUCAACUGUAGUGGUGCUCAAGUUGCUGCCGCCAAGGAACUCGUCAUUCUGCCGUGGAGUUUCAAGGUGUUCUAUGGUAUCAUGUCGGACUGCUUCCCGCUAUUCGGCUACCGUCGUCGUCCGUACAUGGUGAUCGGUUGGACCAUCUGCAUCGCAAUGCUGUUGCUCAUGGCUAUUAUGCCGAUUGGCCAGCCGUACUACACCGUCGCCGCUGACCGUAAAGUUGACGUGGCUGACUACACUCCGGAGAUUGAGGCUCGUCUCAACCACAGCGCUCCUGGCGAAGGUGCCAAGUACGUCGUCAUCAUGUUCUUUGCUGCGUUCGGCUACGUGCUGUCCGACGUGUGUUCCGACAGUAUCGUGUGUGAGCUCGCCCAGCAGGAGCCCAUGGCCAAGCGUGGUAAGACUCAGUCCGCUAUCUACACUGUGCGUACGACUCUGGUGAUUCUCGGUGAACUGCUCGUUGGCUUCUGCUUUAACGGUGAGGACUACGGUGGUGACUUCGACUUUUCUUUGAGCUUCCCGGAGCUUAUGAUCAUCAUGGUAGUACUCACAGCUCCUGCGGUACCUCUCACGUGGUACUUCAUCAAGGAGGAGAAGGCUGAGCGUCUUGACUUCCGCAAGUACAUUAAGGAGUUCUGGGACCUGCUCUGCAAGCGUGUAGUGUACCAGGUCAUUGCUCACCACUUCUUCGCCGGUAUCUUUUCCAGCAUUUCGUACACGGCUAGCUCUCCGGUGCAGUCGUACAUGGUUGGCGUUACCCCCAUCAACAACACGCUGAACGACGUGCUCGGUCAUCUGUGCUUCAUGACCGGUAUUAUGGUCACAUCCAAGUACGGUCUCCACUGGAACUGGCGGUUCAUGAUCGUUGCUACUGGUAUCGUCGUUAUUGUCGUCGACUGCUCCGUUGCUCUCAUCACGGUGUGGGAUAUCUUCCGUAACCAGUGGUUCUGGCUUGGCCCUCCUAUUGCGGUGCAGAUCCCCAGCGGUGUUGCUUGGAUCAUUGCAUUAUUCGUGACGGUCGAGAUUGCCGGUGUUGGCAAUGAAGGUGCCGUGUACGGCCUUAUGACAACAGUCGGCAACCUGGCCACGCCGUUCGCUACGACGCUGACGCUUCUUAUCGACGGCCCGUUCGACAUCACGAAUGCUCGUGUGCAGGCUGACGACCACUCGGUUCGUGUGGAUAUCACGUACACGGUCAUCAUCUCGUACGUCAUGACGAUCUUCUCGUGGGCAUUUUUGGUUCUGCUUCCGCGUCAGAAGAAGGAAACCCAGGAGCUGGCUCGCAAUGGUGGAUCCAGCAAGCUCUUUGGUGGUCUCACUGUGGGCUAUCUGUCUUUCGCACUGAUUUGGUCUUUAAUGGCCAACACCCUGGCAAUCUUCGAUAGCACCUCGUGCCUACUGAUUGCUGGUGGCAAGGGUUGCUAAACGAUUCCUGGUGUAGGCAUAUUUUUCUCUGUAGCGUUAUGAACGGUAGGACCUUUAGAAAAGAAGCUCCGGACGAUCUAAAUAAAAGUACACAUUAGUUGAUUACCUUGUUGUUAGUAAAAAGCAAGACUGAAAAUGAAGCUCAUCAACCC
Phytophthora nicotianae INRA-310 is the source of this 2030-nucleotide messenger RNA. RefSeq lists its product as hypothetical. The transcript has a single exon. The record is from RefSeq and is a predicted model, not a curated record. Lineage: Eukaryota; Oomycota; Peronosporomycetes; Peronosporales; Peronosporaceae. Bases 172 to 1878 code for a protein of 568 amino acids.